Messenger RNA from Metopolophium dirhodum (rose-grain aphid), 1299 nucleotides. Its product is annotated as zinc finger MYM-type protein 1-like. The transcript has 5 exons. The record is from RefSeq and is a predicted model, not a curated record. Bases 1 to 1299 code for a protein of 432 amino acids. Lineage: Eukaryota; Metazoa; Arthropoda; Insecta; Hemiptera; Aphididae.
AUGGAAAACGUUUUACAAAUUAAAAAACGACGAAGAAAAUAUUUAUCCAAAAAACACAAGGGAAAUGUCGAUAAACUAAAAAAAUGGCGAAAAAGUCUUAAAACUGACAGUGACACGGAAGAAAUAAAUAAUCUGUCGACAUCGGAGUACCAUCCUAAUACUAUCGAUGAUACUAUUAUAACAGAAACGAAUAAUGCACAAAUGGUUAAUGAUCAUAGUAUGGUACAAUACUUUUAUCCAUUAUCACCAGAAACUUCCACAAGUAUAUUCGAACCAAUAUUCAACGUAAGUACCGUAGUCUCAGAAAACGGUUCAACUUCAAGGAUUGAUGAUGAUAGUAUGAUACAAGACUUUUAUCCAUUAUCACCAGAAACUUCAAAAAAUAUAUUCGAACCAACAUUUAGCCUAAGUACCGUGAUCUCAGAAAACGAUUCGACCUCAAGUUGUAAGCUUUUCUCUUCUGAAAACCCCCACCUCAACCAUCUAAGUACUAUCGGAACAAACGACUGGAAACACUUGCCUGAGAAACUUAUAACUCAUGAGCGUUCUGUUCAGCAUUUUAAAUCUAUUGAAGCCUGGACAGAAUUUAAAAAAAGAAUUUUGAAAGAAAAAUUUAUUAAUCAACAACAUUUAUCUAUUAUUGAGAAGGAGAAAAUUCAUUGGACAAAUGUACUGAACAGAAUUUUAUCAGUCAUUCAUUAUUUAGCUGCUCAUAAUGAUGCAUUUCGAGGUUCAUCAGAUGUACUUUAUACUAAAAGUAAUGGGAAAUUUCUUGGUUUAAUAGAAAUGCUGGCGAAAUUCGAUCCAGUAAUAAUGGUACACGUUUACAGAAUUCAAAAUAAAGAAACACAUGUCCAUUAUCAAGGUCAUAGAAUACAAGACGAAAUUAUUAAUAUGAUGGCCAAUGAAAUCAAGCAAAAAAUAAUAAGAAACAUACAAUCUGCUAAGUACCUUACGAUUAUAAUGGAUUGCACUCCAGAUAUUGAACACAGCGAGCAACUUGCUAUUCUUUUGCGAAUAGUACAUAUGGACGAAGAAAACGAAUACAGUACACCUACUAUACAGGAAUAUUCCUUAGAUUUUAUAACUGUCGAUUCUACAACUGGUUUAAAUUUAUCGGACGUUCUAAUGAAACAACUUAAACUAUAUAAAAUAAACAUUGAAAAUUGUCGAGGUCAGGCCUACGAUAACGGAUCGAAUAUUACAGGAAGAUAUCAAGGAGUUCAAACCCAAAUCUUAAAUAUAAAUCCACGAGCAUUUUUUACUCCUUGCGCUGCCCAUAAUUUAAACUUAGUGUGA